ACGGAAUCUACCAAGAACUCACUCGGAAGAUCAUUAUAUAUCUCUAGAUUCUUGUAUAUGAAUCCAAAUCGGCAUCGUAAGCAUCAAUUUUGUCGAAAAAUGAGUGCAUUUGAUCGAUUUGAAGGUUUCAUUUUAUGAGACGCUGUCUUGUAAUUGAGGAAUUUCUCUAUGUUUGCAUUGGAAUUAGGGUUUUAUUGUUGUUUUGCUAGAUGCGUGUAAAUGCUUGUUAGAGGGGAUCUAGGGUUUUCCUCCCUGGUGUUCCUUGUGGUUGUAGUUGUAGUUUUGCCGGUGAUCGUGUUCAUUGUCCGUCGGAAAUGGCGGCAUUUGGUGGCGAGGAGGGAGGAGGUUAAAUGGCUACUGGCUUCGGCUUCCGAGGAGUCAGCUAGGGUUGAGUUUGAGUUUGAGGCUAGAGAAACGUACUUUUACACUGCCAAUGGUACACCCUCUGCCAGGGCUUCGGUUUCACCUUCCGCUUCAGCUCCGUUGGGUUCACCGCUAAAACCGCAAUACAAGUGUGCUGUUUGCUUUUGUCCCACCACCACGCGUUGUGCCAAGUGCAAAGCCGUUCGUUACUGUUCUGGCAAUUGUCAAAUUAUUCAUUGGAGACAAGGUCACAAAUAUGAGUGCCGUCCUUAUGUUUCUGUGACUCCAAUCAGCGAUGUGGGAGGCAGCUCUUACAGGCAAGGGGAUUGUAAAGAUCGGAGUGAUGACUUUGGUACCGAAGUGAAGCAAACUGCUAUACCAGCUGAGAGAUUCCCAGAAAAUUCACAUCACAAGGAUGAUGUUGGAGUUGAAUCCCUUGCUCAUCGGCAGGGUACAAAUUCUACAUCUGAAUCAAAUCCCCCCUUGUCAUAUGAGGGACAUUCUCUUUUCUCUCCCCCUACAAAAGUUUCUGCGGGCGUUACCUUUGAGAACAGUGAGACGGUGAAACCAGCAUUCCGGACUUUGGUCAGCUCUGCAAGAAAAUCAACUGUCUUAGGGAAGAACAAUAAGAAAAUAUCUACCCUUAGUGAUGAAGAUGCUCAGCUCGGGACUUCAAGUUCAUCCUUUUGGACUGAUGAUGGCUCUAAUCAGUCUUCACUUUCUGAGCCUUCUACGAACUCUUCUGUUGGGACUAUUCAUAAGAGAAAGUCCAAUAUCGAUGAGCAUGAUGAUUGUGCACCAGGCAGUUCUUGUGAGGCUGCAAAUCGUUACAUGGCUAGCCACAGGACAAAAGGUGGUUAUAAUAGUAAUAUUAUGAAUGGAUUUAGUGCCUCCAAAGUCAUAGAUGGAUCUGGUCUAACUGGGUUGGGAAGUAGGAAGUCUAAUGAUGAUAGCAAUUCAUCAAAGGACAAGGUCAAUGAUGGUUCCAAGUCCAGGAGAUCAAUGACCUGGGAUGCCGGUGUUGGCAGUGAUUUGCCACCAUCGAAGUUCAGCGAAUCAAGUCAUCCUCCGUCUGGUGCUUCUUCUCAUCGUGCUUCUGCAGGGUAUUCAACACUUAAAGAUGAUAAAACCGUUGGUGGCUUGCCUUCUUCUGGCCCCGAGAGGUCAAAUGAUCUUUUCAGUAACAAGAACGUGACUUCCCACACAUCUAAAUCUAGGGAACUAGGUUCAUCAUCAUCCAGAGCGUCUGAUACUUAUUUAACAUUUACCAGUAGACAUGCAUCUUAUAGUAUAAAGCCUGUGAAGGUCAACAAUGACAAGCAUAGGGUCACUACUUGUUCAUCCCAGUUGACAGAAAAUUAUCCAAGUGUUAGAAGUGCAUCAAAUACAUCAAAAUUAAAAGUUGUUGAUCAGGUCAAGCCCUCAAAGUUGUCUAGUCAGGGGUCAUUGGAGGGAGGAAGUGAGACAACUCACAGAUACAGUUUCAAGGGUCUCUUCCCAUAUGAAAUGUUUGUCAAGCUGUACAAUUGGAAAAAGUUUGAACUGCAGCCUUUUGGACUAAAAAAUUGUGGAAACAGCUGUUAUGCUAAUGCUGUUCUCCAGUGCUUAAUAUAUACCCCGCCUCUGACUGCUUAUCUUCUCGAAGGGAUUCAUUCCAAAGCAUGUGAUAAGAGAGGAUGGUGCUUGACAUGUGAGUUUGAAGGCCUUGUUAUGAAGGCAAAGAACCGGAACUCUCCACUGUCUCCUAUUCGCAUACUUACCCAUAUUGAAAACAUCGGAAGCAAUCUUGGCCAUGGGAGAGAAGAAGAUGCACAUGAAUUUCUAAGGUAUGUUAUUGAUGCUUUGCAAUCAGUUUGCAUCAAGGAAGCUGGAAAAAAUGCUCUAAACUCUUUAGAAGAAGAAACAACUAUCAUUGGACUUACCUUUGGGGGUUAUUUGCGGUCAAAGAUAAGCUGCAUGAAGUGUGGCGGCAAAUCUGAGCGGCAUGAGAGGAUGAUGGAUCUCACUGUUGAAAUAGAAGGCAAUAUACGAACAUUAGAAGAGGCUUUGGAUAAAUUUACAUGUACUGAGAUUCUGGAUGGUGAAAACAAGUACAAAUGCAGCAGGUGCAAAUCCUAUGAGAAAGCCAAAAAGAAAUUGACAUUGUUGGAGGCUCCGAAUGUGCUUACUAUUGCAUUGAAACGGUUUGAGUCUGGUAAAUUUGGAAAGCUUAACAAAUCAAUUCGCUUCCCAGAUAUUCUAGACAUGGCUCCCUAUGUCAGUGGGACAAGUGAUAAGUCUCCAAUUUACAGACUUUACGGACUGGUGGUUCAUAUAGAUAUGAUGAAUGCUGCGGUCUCUGGUCAUUAUGUUUGCUACGUUAAGAAUGUUCAGAAUCGAUGGUUCAAGUUUGAUGACAGCAUGGUAAAAGAGGUAGAUCUUCAACACGUGUUGACAAAAGGAGCCUACAUGCUUCUAUAUGUGAGGUGCUCCCCACGUGCCCCACGAUCAAUCCGCAACUCGUUAAUCCACGACCACCAUGAUCCGAGGAAACACAGAACGCCACCAUCAUCUGCAGCGAGAUCUCUCUCCACCGAACCUUGGGACAUUCACACUUAUCACCCAACUUCCGAACCACCGGUCCACCACCGGAGUCUGGAGGAGGAAUCCUCCUCCAGCGACAACUCUGGAUUCUUCUCGGAAUCCUGUUCUUGCAGCACAGAGACCAGCGGCAUCGAAGACCAUAUUUCUGGUGACGAUUACUCAAGAAACAUGAACUUGAAUUCAUCAGAUUCCGACACCUCAUCAACCUCUUCCUUCCCGUCCCCGUUGUACUCCAGGCUUUCUCAGUUGUACGCUUCGAGAACAAAUGGUAAGGAAUGUAGAAACUUAGAUUGUAGUUAUAAUAGUGGUAGGGUAACCAACAAGUUGGAUAGAUUAGGAGGGCAGGCUAUUAACCCAAACUCGAAACCAAAAUCAACGACUCGAGGAAAAUCCAACUGAAAAAGAGUAAACAACCAUUCGUUCCUCUGGUUUGUUAAAAAUUCCGACUUCCGUUCCUAUGGUUUGCAAUUCAGUGUUGUUUUUGUUCCCGAGGCCAACUAUGUCAGUAAACCAUAGGGACAAAAACCGUUAUUUUGAAAGCAUAGGGAUGAAAAUAGCAAUUUUCAACAAACUAUAGGGAUGAAAAGUAUAGUUUACCAAAACAGUAAAAAGGUAGAAGGCUCUUUGAAGAGGGUUAAGUAGAGAGAGGGGGAAUAAAGGUUUGAGUGGGUGUAGGUGUAGGUGUAGGUGUAGGUGUAUGUGUAUGUGUAUGUGUAUGU
Cynara cardunculus var. scolymus (artichoke) is the source of this 3665-nucleotide messenger RNA. Its product is annotated as ubiquitin carboxyl-terminal hydrolase 17-like. Gene Ontology annotation, biological process: protein deubiquitination. NCBI's taxonomy places the organism in Eukaryota, Viridiplantae, Streptophyta, Magnoliopsida, Asterales, Asteraceae. Gene Ontology annotation, molecular function: cysteine-type endopeptidase activity; cysteine-type deubiquitinase activity. Bases 220 to 3345 code for a protein of 1041 amino acids. The transcript has 11 exons. Gene Ontology annotation, cellular component: cytosol; nucleus. The record is from RefSeq and is a predicted model, not a curated record.